Annulohypoxylon maeteangense is the source of this 517-nucleotide messenger RNA. RefSeq lists its product as uncharacterized. The coding region runs from base 116 to 424 and encodes 102 amino acids. NCBI's taxonomy places the organism in Eukaryota, Fungi, Ascomycota, Sordariomycetes, Xylariales, Hypoxylaceae. The transcript has a single exon. The record is from RefSeq and is a predicted model, not a curated record.
GAUCUCAGAAUGGCCGUUUCUUCUAAGUCUGUAGCCUUAAUUCUCGUCGUCCCCAACUCGUUCGUAGGUCGACCACCAUCUUUUAGCUAAACGCCUAGGCAAGGACAUUGCAGCAAUGGCGAGUAAUCCUACCAACACUACACAUCCAACUCUUACCACAACCUUCACACCUGCGCCAGAAUGUACGCAGUUGACGAUAAGUACCUGCUACGGGACGAAUCGCUGCCUCGGUUCAGCUCUGAGGAAUGAUCAUUGUAGUCAACCUAACUACGCAUGUUUCCCCGAGUCAUCGAUUUUCGAGACCACAGAUUACACAUAUGCGACGCCGUACGUGACAUAUUCGCCAGCGAAUAUAUGUCCUCAGGGAUGGUCAACAGCCGCAGCCGCGAUAGGUCCCGAUGGUGUAUGGUGCUGCCCCAAGUGAGUUGCCUCCGUCGUGGUGAUACGCCCACCAGAUCACAAUGCUAAUGUUAUGAAUGAAGUGGCUUUGAAUUUAACCGAGAUAUCCAGUAUUGCC